AGCCCGGCAAACUACUGUUAUUUUUUUAAAUAUUUAUACUUUUUGUACUUAGAUUUGUAUUAUUAAUGGAAAACACACCAGUGAUUGAAAGUGUAUGCUUAGUGACUAUAGACCAUUAUGUGUGUAGCCCAGUCGAUGGUCUCGAUUCUUUAUAUUCCGAAUUUUGGGCAACACAAGUGACUAAAGUACCAGUCCUUCGAGUUUUCGGAUCUACGAUAAAAGGAGAAAAAUGCUGUCUACAUAUUCACGGUGUUUUUCCAUAUAUAUUUGUGGAAUUGGACGAAUCGCUCGAAGCUAAUGACAAGUCUAUUUUGUACAAUUUUGCAAAUAGUCUUGAUAAAGCGCUAUGCCUUGCUAUUGGAACUACUAAUUCAAAAUCAAGGCACAUUCAUAAUAUUUUAAUAGUUUCUGGGAAGUCCUUCUAUGGAUAUCACAGUGAAAACAGUCAAUAUUUAAAGAUCCUAUUUUAUAAUCCGUAUUCAGCUAAGGUUGCUGUUGAUUUAUUACAAAAUGGAGCAGUUUGUAACACCAUAUUUCAACCUCACGAAGCACACAUUCCCUUUCACUUGCAGUUUAUGAUUGAUUUUAAUAUUCACGGAAUGAAUUAUAUCCGACUAUCUAAUAUUAGUUAUCGAGCUAACGACGAUCAAUGUAUUCCAAAAACGAGUCGAUGUAUCAAAGAAAUGGACACGCACGCAAAUUAUAUUUUAAAUCCUGGCCUAAUUGACGGCGAAUUAGAAAAUCCUGGAUUGGCCACUAUCCGAGAACAAAUUAAUAAGUUAACUUCUGACUUGAAUGUAACAAGAAAAGGAAUUGAAGUUUUCAGUGGAGAAAGAAAAUCUACGUCAUUGUCAAAUUUAGAAAUAAAAUUUAUUAAAGAUAUAAAAAAUAAAUUAAAGAAAAUAAAGAAGCAAAAAAAAGUCAAUAAAUCACCGUCGGAAUUAGAAGCUAGUGUCAACGAAGGUGUAAUAUUAAAUUUAUCGCAAACCUUCCAAUCCCAAGCGCCAUUUUGGGACAGUCAAAGUAUAGAUUUAAUGAAUUUGCUAAUGAACGAAGAAAUAAAAAGUCAUAAUGAUAAUCACGAAUUAACUUGUGAUACAGAAAGUGAGAAAGAAGAAAAUUCCGAUGAUGACAUGAACUAUAAUGAUAUGUCAUUGUCUUUAGUAGAUUUACACGAAAGAUAUUCCCAAAAUACAGACCACGUUAAUACUGAUUCAAAUCAGUGUGAAGAAAAUGUUUCCAAAACUAUUACGGAUGAAGUUAAUUUUAGUCAGCAAUCGAAUGUCUCAGAUAGAACUUUUAUAGUGAAUAACAGAGAUCAAACAAAGUACGAACAAUAUAUGGAGACACCUAGUCAAACACCAAAUAAUGACAAUAGCAGUUUUAAUUUAAAUUCAAAACUGAAUAUUGUAUGUGAUGAGAAAUUUACUACAUUCAGUACAAUUUGGACUUCAAUAACAAAACCUCCGAGUUAUGAGGAUGCUUUGAACAACAUGGACAAAUUUCAACAUACACGUGGCUACUAUCAAAACAAUAUUAUCAACAAUGAUAGUAGUGCUAUUGAAUGUAUUAGAAAGAAUUUAUUGUCCAUAAGUUUUACCGGGUUUAAUGAUUUUAAUUUUUUUGCAUCCGAAUCCAAUGUAAUAUUAGAACCGUUAAAACAAGCGCCAACACAUUCGAUGGCUAUGAAAUGGCUAGAAAAACGUCAUUCGAAAAACAAAUAUAAAAAAAAAUUCCAUCAAAAAGAUAUAUUUAGUCCUCAGUCGAUUCCAAAAUCUGUUAUGUUGAACAAAAUCAAUCACAGUACUCCCGUAACGAGCCAAGGCCAAAUAAGUAAAACCACUUCGCCGUGCACUCCUACGUGCAGCCAAAACAAACGUUUGCGAUCCAAACGUAAACUCAGCACUCUUUUUUUGGAUUCGUUAAAAGCAGAUAACAGUAACGAUUCGCGGUCUGAAUUCUUUAACUCGUUCAGAACAUACAAUAGUUCAGAUAGUAAUAUUCUCGAUGGCAUGCAGUUAUGUGGAAGUGUUCACAACUUCUGUAUUGAUACCGAAAAUACUGAUCAUCUUACAAUUUUCACCAUGGAACUUCAUACUCAAACCAGAAGUUCCUUUAAUCCAGAUCCAGAAUACGAUAGCAUAGAAGCAAUAUUUUAUCGCGUAUUCAGCGCGUCACAAGAAAAUCCGUCGACAACAGGUUUUAUUUUAGUAGACGAUAAAAACCAUUCGAACGACUUGUCACAUUUUAAGUCACAAAUAAUUGUAUGUCACAACGAAGAAGAGAUGUUGGAUAGGUUUAUCCAAAUUGUAAUCGACUGGGAUCCAGAAAUUUUGUGUGGCUAUGAGAUAGAAAUGCAGUCGUGGGGUUAUUUGAAACAAAGAUGCAAUCACUUGGGACGUAAUUUAAAUAACAAAUUAUCAAGAAUAAUAUUGGAGUAUGAAACAAACCACGAUCCCAAUAACGAAGACUCAAUGAAUAUAGAUUUAAAAUUAAAAGGAAGAAUCGUGCUCAAUAUUUGGAGAUUGCUUAGACACGAAUUGGCUGUUCAAAGUUAUACUUUUGAAAAUAUGGUUUUUCUAAUACUAAACCAGAGGGUGCCCAAUUAUUCUUACCAGACCCUAUCGUAUUGGUGGAAUCACAAUAGUUCGUUAUACAGAUGGUUGACCGUUGAUCAUUAUCUAUUUAAAGUCGAAAGUACAAUUAACAUUCUACAACAACUUGAUUUGAUCGGUCGAACGAGUGAACUUGCAAAACUUUUCGGAAUACAAUUUUACGAAGUAUUAUCGAGAGGUUCACAAUUUCGAGUAGAGUCAAUGAUGUUACGCCUUGCGAAAAAGAAAAACUUUGUUGCUGUUUCCCCGAGUAUUAAGCAAAGAGCUGAAAUGAAUGCGCCACAAAGCUUGCCUUUAAUAAUGGAGCCUCAGUCCAAAUUCUACACGGAUCCAGUUGUGGUACUAGAUUUUCAAAGCUUAUAUCCAUCAAUCAUAAUAGCUUAUAACUAUUGUUUUUCAACGUGUUUAGGGAGUAUUGAUUUUCUUGGAAAAUCUGAAGUCUUUAAAUUCGGUUGUACAACGUUAAAAGUGGCAUUUCAAACCUUGCUGAACGUAAUCAAUGAUAUAACAAUUUCUCCAUGCGGAGUAGCGUUUGUUAAGAAAAAUAUUUGCAAAGGGAUAUUGCCAACAAUGUUACAAGAAAUUCUCGAUACAAGAAUAAUGGUGAAAAACUUAAUGAAAGAACAAAAAAACAACAAACACCUUUGGAAGAUUUUAAACGCCCAACAACUCGGUCUUAAGUUAAUAGCUAACGUAACGUACGGUUACACUGCAGCCAACUUUUCGGGCAGAAUGCCUAGCAUUGAAGUCGGCGACAGUGUUGUUAGUAAAGGUCGUGAAACUCUCGAGAGAGCAAUCACUCUAAUUCAAUCAUCAGACCGAUGGAACGCUCAAGUUAUCUACGGUGAUACAGAUUCUAUUUUUGUGUUGCUCAAAGGUCGCUCUAAGGAAGAGGCAUUUAAAAUUGGAAAUGAAAUGGCUGAUGUUGUUACCAAAGAUAAUCCCGUACCAGUAAAGUUAAAAUUUGAAAAAGUUUAUUGGCCGUGUAUUUUGCAAACAAAAAAAAGAUAUUGUGGUUACAUGUAUGAAAAUAUUGAUCAAAAGCGUCCAAAAUAUGAAGCUAAAGGUAUCGAAACCGUUCGACGUGACGGUUGUCCAGCCGUUUCAAAGAUUUUAGAAAAAAGCCUUUGCACUUUAUUCGAGACGAAAAAUAUUGCCGCAGUAAGGUGUUACGUGGACAAACAGUUUAAAAAAAUAUUCAAAGGAAAUGUAAAUAUCCAAGAUUUCCUCUUUGCCAGGGAAUACCGAGGCAGAAGAGGAUACAAACCAGGAGCUUGUGUGCCCGCUCUAGAACUAGCCAAGCAAUUGUCGGCAACCGAUAGGAGAGCUGAACCUAGAGAUAAAGAACGAGUUCCGUAUGUUAUCGUGGCCGGACCAAAAGGUCUGCCGUUGAUAAAACUUGUGCAAUCGCCGAGAAAUUUUCUUACAGAUAAAUCUGCCAGAAUAAAUGCAGAGUAUUAUAUAUCGAGAGCAAUAAUACCGCCGCUCCAGAGGUGUUUUUCGCUGUUGAAUGUGGAUAUAAAUCAGUGGUACUCGGAGCUGCCACGUGUUUAUCAUUAUCAUUUUCCCGAUACAACGUUGGAAAAUAAACGAAAACACACAUUGUCUCAAUAUUUUUUCUCUAUUAAUUGUAUUCUGUGUAAUAAAUUGUCCCAGAAUGGAUUUUGCGAUGAAUGCAAACAGAAUCCUCAAUAUUUAGUCUUACAACUGAAUAAUCUUCUUAUGAAGUGGUCAAAAAAGCAAACUGAUUUGGAAACGAUUUGUCGUUCGUGCUGUGGUAGAAAUGUUGAGUUGAAGUGCAACUCUUUGGACUGCCAAAAUUACUAUAGCACCCAGCAAGCUUCGAAAGAUAUGCAACAAUACUCGUACAUUAAUAACAUUAAGGAUAAUUUAAAUUUAUAAGUAAGCGUGAUAUUUUAUUUAUGAAAUUUUAGUGAAAUUGUAUUUUUUUGUGAAUUUUU
Messenger RNA from Adelges cooleyi (spruce gall adelgid), 4576 nucleotides. It is a transcript of the gene DNApol-zeta, whose product is annotated as DNA polymerase zeta catalytic subunit. The record is from RefSeq and is a predicted model, not a curated record. Bases 66 to 4517 code for a protein of 1483 amino acids. Gene Ontology annotation, molecular function: DNA binding; DNA-directed DNA polymerase activity; nucleotide binding. Lineage: Eukaryota; Metazoa; Arthropoda; Insecta; Hemiptera; Adelgidae. Gene Ontology annotation, biological process: double-strand break repair via homologous recombination; error-prone translesion synthesis. The transcript has 26 exons. Gene Ontology annotation, cellular component: zeta DNA polymerase complex; nucleus.